Molecule: messenger RNA, 1450 nt
Organism: Lethenteron reissneri (Far Eastern brook lamprey)
Lineage: Eukaryota; Metazoa; Chordata; Hyperoartia; Petromyzontiformes; Petromyzontidae
Gene: IQCK
Product: IQ motif containing K
Molecular function (GO): protein binding
Source: RefSeq, a predicted model, not a curated record
GACUUUACCGAAAGAACCAAGAAUACGAUGCCUGAAUUGGUCCUGGGUACCCCCGGCUAAAGCAACCCGCAUUGACGAGCGUGGUGAAGUAUGGUCAAAGAACUGGCACGACCGACGUGGUCUUCAUCCAGCAGUGGAUUGACAGAUGUAUGCAGUGAGCACACACAGCAGGUUCCACUCAAGACUUUCCGACGCCACUGAAUUUCUUUGCGAGCCAGCGCAAGAAGUUUGUGGAAAGCAAGGAAGCCUUGAGCACAAAUGGGAGCCCUCGGCUGGCCGGUGACUCCAUGCAGGACUUGGACUCUUCACCCUUGACCCCAUACACGGACCGCUCUACCGAGGCGCCCGCCUCUCUCCCAGGGAGCCCCCCAACACCAAUAGACCCUAAAACAUGCAACCCUCGGGAGUACCUGGAACACUUUAUUUUCCCGGUGCUGCUACCCGGUCUCGCAGAGUUGCUGUCUCAGGCCCGGCUACACAGAUGCUUUGAGAGAAAAAAGACAAAGUUCUUCCCUUGUGACUUCCUUGCAGAGUGGUUAUACAACAAAAACCCUGCAAGGUGUCAAGAGCAGCCGACAGAAGUCUUGGAAAUUCCCUUCGUCAAGGAGUGGCUGAGGGAUCAGCUCGCUAGUCCGAGGCCGCCACUGCCACUAUCCCUGCUGCUCACAGAGGAGCAAGCUGCCAUCAUCAUACAAGCCUUUUACAGGGGCUAUCUGGUUCGUCGCGAGCCCGAGGUGCAGGAGCUGAGACAGUGGCAGCGGGAGCUCCGCGAGGAGAGCCGCGACAUCCGCCUCAGGGUGGCCGACUUCUGGGCCAGCCGCGAGCCCAGCGAAGGUGCUCAAACCCCGAGUGAACUCGACGCCGGAGUCUCCAUCAACGUCAUCAGCCCAUCGCCGCUCAACACCCCCUUGCUGUGAUGCUCAGCACACCCGUUGCCGCUGUGGCCAGCCGGCUCGUCAUCAUCUUCGUCAUCGCCCAUGGUCUCUCCGCCGCUGGUUUGAGGGCUCUCCAUGAAGCCGAUCAUCUCUCCUAAUUUUGCAAUGUAGUAAUCCACCGAGCACCUGCACAUGAGCUUAUUUAAAAUAAAUCGCUCCAUCUCCUCUGUGAAUAUCCUUUCUGAUGCGUUUUACUAAACACAUGGGGGCAUAAUACUGUGUCAGGCGUGGAGCAAGAGCCGCAGCAGCCACAGCUGCAGCUAAAAACACGAGCCGAUAAAGCCAGGCCAUUAACGAAGCCUCUCUUUUGUUACGGGAUUUGACUGUGCAAACACGCGGACGGCCGUGCAAAUUGAUGCUUGCUUAUUCUAACGCCGCCGCCCCGCGAUGUAAUAAUACACGUAGAAGUCUCGAGACUCAGGUGAGGUUUUCCUGUGAAAAUAAUGAGCAAUUGCUUAUACCGCGAUGCGGCAAUAAACUGAAGUGUAUUUAAAAAAAAUAAAAAUCUGCUACUA